UUUUUUUUUUUUUUUGUUAUAAGAAGAAGCUUAGGUAAUGGUACCUCCCACAUCAGGGUACAACUAUCAAACAUCAGAUUAAUUCAUUGCCUAACAGUUGCUUUCAAAACAGGUUUAUGCUAAAUAUUUUCGGUGAAAAAAAGCCACAAAGGAAUAGGCCUAGUCAAAUUCAAAUAUAGCUAGCUUGUAUUAACUUAAGCAACAUUUUUCUUUAAAAUAUGGAACGGCUGCGUUAUGAUUAGCCUAUGUAAAAGCCAUUCCGUUCGCAUCAUGGGUAUGUGAAAAACAAGGUAAGUCGACAGCGUCACUAGCUAAAGCAAACCAGUCAUAAAACAGGUUUGUUUACAUUGUCUCCUGCAUGAACAUAUGCGGAUGUCAUUCUAGGAAUUUUACCUAAAUAUUUCGGACAGCCAGUUUUACGCGUUUUCUUCAGUUGCGUUUGCCUUUUAGUCUAGAUAAAAUGUCAGCCUAGGUGUAAAGCAGUUAUCCUUAUAACGACCAACUCCUAUUGUAGGCCUACACAGCCUGCGUUUCGAUGUGGAGUCAUUUUUCCAAAAUAUGUCGGGCAACCAGUUUUACGGGUGUUGUCUUUGACACAGCCUGGGUUUCGACAUCACGGGGGAUAUUUAUAUCUCGGGAUAUGGUGUUCCCCUUGAAAAUCACUUGCCCUUACUCGCACUUCUGCAGCGCACGAUGAAGGCACUGUUAUAGGGCGUCAUUGCCAGUGCAAGUGCUGUUAUUCCAACAUGUCGUACCUCUACGCGGGGGAAUAUAAUUGCUUAGAAACUACGACAGUGACUUGAGGGUAAGUACAGUAUGCUUCUGUCAAUAGUGUGCAAUGUGCUUGCCUUGUAUCAAUUGUCUGCCUGUCAAUUGACCUAUCAGUAUCACACUUCAAUGAUGCUACUCUCUUAUGAACUGCUGUUAAUACAGUAUCUACCCUCAUAACCUACUACUACAGUAUACUGUACUCAGUGACUACUGUAGAGAUAAUGUUUUAUUGUACAGUAGUUAUUCAUGCUCUAGUUUUGAAAAAGUAUGCUAUGUCUACUUUUUCUUAAAAAAUAUCAGCUGUUUAGAUUUCUGUCUGGCAACAAUUUAAGCUAUUCCACAAUAUCCAAUAAUUCCUCAGUCAUUGGCUAUUUCAGACAGAUUCACUAGUGAUCAACUGCCUGACCGGACACUUGAGAAGAGUUUCAUUCGUGGAGGAGGGUUGGGGUUUAGGGCUGUGGGGACAUGUAGGGGGAUCUGCUUGUGUCCCUGUAUUUAGUUACAGACUAUCAGCGAUUUUGACACAAAGUCAGAUGCGGUCAAAGAGUUGUUUACUUGCCAGAAGUAUGAUUGGUCGGCCCACACCUGUUAGCUGAAGGUGAGGUUUGGUUUAUUCAAACGAUUUUCUUAAGGGCACUAGGAAUGUUUCUCACAAUUUUGAGGAAACAACACACUUCUACAUGGACAUGUUAUUCUUAGUAGGGAGUUGAGAACAGAAUUUGAGUUGUUAAUACAGAAACACUUCAAGUAAUUUUGAGGAAUGCAGUUUGCCAUACAGUUUCACUUCCUCCUAAAAUGCCUCUCACCAAAUAAAUCCUUGCAUGAAAUAUGGCCGCUCCAGCUUUAGUAAUGACAGGUGAACAAAAGGUCAGGGUCAUCCACUACACCCCUUCACCAAAGGAUCUGAUGACCACAUGAGUGAUAGUGUGACUGGCCUAUUUGUAAAGCAGUGGGGGGGCACAUGAGAUGUGGCUUUGGCUGACCUAUGGACUGAUCAUGACCUUAACGCGAUAAUGCAACUAAAUCAACAAAUACUAUGCAGUAAUAGGCAAAUACUAAACUGUUGCAAGGCAGCCAGUGGUAAAUACAUGGGUCCUGGUCUGAGGUCAGAUACUGCAGAAGCAGGUGAUGACAUACAGUCAGGUCCAACAUUAUUGGUACCCUUGAUAAAGAUGAGUAAAAAAUACUGUAUAAAAUAACUCAUUCAAAUACUGAGCUAUAUUGUAUGGUCAAAUUGUUAAAGAAAAUAAUAUUUUAUACUAAUACAAUUGCUCAAUGAAAAUAGAUUUUGUUUAACAAGUAAUACAAAUAAUUCUAAAAAAGAUUGGUGUCAACAUUAUUGGCACUCCAUGUUUUCAAUACUCCGGCACCCUCCCCUUGCGAGGAUAACGGCACUGAGGCUUUUUCUAAAAUGUUUUAUGAGAUUGGAGAACACAUUGGGAGGGAUCUUAGACCAUUCCUCCAUACAUAAUCUUUCCAGAUACUUAAUAUCCUUUGGUCUGCGCUUAUGGACUGCCCUCUUAAAUUCAAACCACAGGUUUUCAAUGGGGUUCAAGUCCGGAGACUGAGAUGGCCAUUGCAAAAUGUUGAAAUGGUAAAAUGUCCUGGUACUUGGAAGAGUUCAUGAUGCUGAUGACCUUUAUCAAGGGCCCCAGGACCAGUGAAAGCAAUACAGCCCCAUAACAUCAAAGAUCCACCACCAUAUUUUACAGUAGGUGUGAGAUUAUUUUCUGCAUAUGCAUCCUUCUUUCGACGCCAAACUCACUGCUGGUGUGCGUGGCAAAAGAGCUCUAUUUUCAUGUCAUCUGACCAUAGCACCAGUGCCAAUGCCGUUUAGCAAACUCCAGGCGUUUACAUUUGUUGGUUGCUCUCAAUAAAGGCUUUUUUUCUGGCAACCCUUCCAAAGAGCUUAUUGGCAUGGAAGUGGCGUCUAAUUGUAGAUUUGGGGAUUUGGGUGACACGAAGAUGUGACCAAGUUCUGUAAUUCUCCAACUUUGGCCCUUUGGAUUUUUCUUUGCCUCUUGAACCAUCUUCCUCACUGUGCGUGGGGACAAGAUCCACUUGUAUUUUGCCAUAACAGAAUGGUUUAAUCAUAAUGAAAGAGAAACACACGCACACUGUGCUGCCAGUCACAGUGUAGGGCGCAGGGUGCAACUGAAAUUUUGCGGGCGAGAGAGGAUGAAGGAAGCUUGCCUUGAAGCACUGGGCAUCUUGUUAUGCUAGCUAACGAGCUUGUGUGUGUUCAGAGCAGCACUAUAAUGAAUUAAAACACAUAUUUUUGUAAUUAAUAAAUCCAAUGUGAUACGUGAUAACUAUAGUAACCUUAACUAGCAUUGAAAAGUUUUCAUUUUUCUGAAUCAUGCUUGUAACGUCCUCAGUAGGCUGCAGUAACCUAUGCUUCAGCGGGGAGGUGCAGGUAGCCUACGCACGCCACUGGCAAAGAUUUCCAGCUGGCAAACUCACCACAGAUGCCGGAAUACAUUUCUGAGUGACAGAGUGAGGGCUUUGCAUAGGCGCUUUGUUGCCCAGAACAUAAAAUAACAUUAUUAACUGGUUAUUUUCCGGUUUUAGUUUCUGUUCCCUGAACCGGUUCCAACCUUUGAUUUCCACACUAUGAGUUUGGAAUAAUACAGCAAAAUUGUGAAACUGAUAAUACGCUUUUAGUGUUUGAAUAGAGUGCCUGAAAUGUCAGCCUCUUUUGGUGGGAUGGUGGUUUGGCCUGCCUGGUGACAGGCGGUAAAUUAGUUAAUAGACCAAUAAGACAGAGUUUCAAACCUCUCUGCCAAUAACAGCUAGUUUAGAAUUUCCCCUCCCCACUCAGACCACUCCCAGACAGUCCUAGCAAUUUUUGGUGUAUUUUUAAUUAAAAACAAUCACAGUAAGGUACUUAAUUGUUACCCAGAAAUAAUUUUAUAUAGAAAAAAAUGGCUGCAUUGGACCUUUUUUAAAGCUGAGAUUAACUUAAAAAAGCAGAAAAUUAAUGCAGAUUUUAUUUUGUUUGAUUUUAUUUAUAAGAAUCUUUAGGGGUGCCAAUUAUUGACACCUAUCAUUUUGAGAGAGAAAAAACUAUUACAAAAUCUCUUUCUCUGAGCAAUUGUAUUAGUAUAAAAUAUAAAUUGAUGUAGGCAAAAGUCUGACUUACUGUACUAUAUGUUUGUAUAUCUCACGCUCCUAUUUGUGUCUCUACUAUGCCCUCAUACUCCCCUGUGUAUGUUUUUUCUAUCUCUCUCAGUAACGAGUGAUCAUGGAGAGCUUCUCUCCGCUGGUCCUGGCCAUUACUGCCACCAGCUUUGUGACGUUCCAGUGUCUGUUCCACUUUGUCAGCCCCUGGAUCUCUGCUCGGUUCUUUCCUGGGUACCAACGUCUUAGCCCCAGACACACCAUAGAGUGGAACUCCAGGUACAGCAUCUGAUCAGGAGACUGAGAAGUGAUAUGAUUAUUCAAUCAAAGCUCCUAUCAGAAGACAUAUUGUAUUAUAAUUUUCCCAGUUAAAGCAUAUUUCUGAGCGUAGACACUUUCAAAUAUCGUUGUUGAGAAUUGUCCAUUGCGUGGAAUCCCACUGCUGCCUCCAAAUGUUUAGUUUAAGGAAGUAUGCUUUUAUGAGUAUUUGUGUCUGUUUUUUGUGUUAUUUUUCUAGAACUGUGUCUACAUUACACGCCUUGAUAGUGGGGCUUUUUUGUCUCUACAUAUUACUACAUGAUGAUGCAGUCAAUGAUGACCCUGUCUGGUAAGAAUCUCCCUGAUUACUAAGUGCUAAGUGUGCAAUCCUUGGUAGAAUAGUCAUAUUUGGUAUAUUUGACACCAUGCUUUCUUAUCAUAUUUCCUAUAAUUUCAACAUGUGCUUUCUGCCAUCUUGCCAAUAGGGGAGAUCCGUCACUGGUGAAAAUAAAUGUGGCCAUAACCUGUGGCUACCUCCUAUCAGGUGGGUCUCCACUUCAGUCAUGUCUAACCCUUGUAUUACUUUGCAUAUUUCCAUGGAUUAUGUUGACCCAUACAGUGAGCUAUCUCCCUUGUCUGUCUUGCAGAUAUGCUGCUCAUAUGUUACUAUUGGCGGGCGAUAGGGGACACGUUUUUUGUAAUCCACCACCUGGCAGCACUGUAUGCUUACUACUAUGUACUGGUGAGUUCCCUACUGAUCCAGAGCAGAAUGUGCAGGCAAGAUGGGGAAGGGACAUGGGCCAAGGGUGAACACCCAUGUAGUUUGAUGGGAUGGGUUAGAAUGGAUAACAAAGGUCUGGUCAGUGAUGAAAUAGUUGGGUUCCACUUUACAGUCAGUAUCCCUAAUAUCUUUAUAUUUGGAACACUUUGCUUGACAGUGUUGUUGUUACUGUGUAAUUGACCUAUAAGUACAUUGCUACAAGUGUUGUUAUUACUGAGUUUUAAUCAUUGCAAAAUGUGUUUUACUGUACUUACGAGAGUAUUACCCAGAAAUAGAACACUGUAAAGUGUUUCCCUCCCCUCUUUUUGGAAGGUACAGUGUAAGUAAGCGCAUACAGUUGAAGUCGGAAGUUUACAUACAACCUUAGCCAAAUACAUUUAAACUCAGUUUUUCACAAUUCCUGACAUUUUAUCCUAGUAAAAAUGUCCUGUCUUAGGUCAGUUAGGAUCACCACUUUAUUUUAAGAAUGUGAAAUGUCAGGAUAAUGGUAGAGAUUUAUUUAAGCUUUUAUUUAUUUCAUCACAUUCCCAGUGGGUCAGACGUUUACAUACACUCAAUUAGUAUUUGGUAGCAUUGCCUUUUAAAUUGUUUAACUUGGGUCAAAUGUUUCAGGUAGCCUUCCACAAGCUUCCCACAAUAAGUAGGCCUCCUUGCUCGCACACGCUUUUUCAGUUCUGCCCACAAAUGUUCUAUAGGAUUGAGGUCAGGGCUUUGUGAUGGCCACUCCAAUACCUUGACUUUGUUGUCCUUAAGCCAUUUUGUCACAACUUUGGAAGUAUGCUUGGGGUCAUUGGCCAUUUGGAAGACCCAUUUGCGACCAAGCUUUAACUUCCUGACUGAUGUCUUGAGAUGUUGCUUCAAUAUAUCCACAUAAUUUUCCUUCCUCACAAUGCCAUCUAUUUUGUGAAGUGCACCAGUCCCUCCUGCAGCAAAGCACCCCCACAGCAUGAUGCUGCCACCCCUUGCUUCACGGUUGGGAUGGUGUUCUUCGGCUUGCAAGUUACCCCCUUUUUCCUGCAAACAUAACGAUGGUCAUUAUGGCCAAACAGUUCUAUUUUUGUUUCAUCAGACCAGAGGACAUUUCUCCAAAAAGUACAAUCUUUGUCCCCAUGUGCAGUUGCUAACCAUAGUCUGGCUUUUUUACGGAGGUUUUGGAGCAGUGGCUGCUUCCUUGCUGAGCGGCCUUUCAGGUUAUGUCGAUAUAGGACUGUUCACUCUUGGUCCUGUCCUGUGUAGGUGUUCUGGGCCAUCAGGUUCAGUGGCUGCUAAGACUAACGAUGAUGAUGACAAUGGGGACCAUUUUUUGCAUGGAUUGUGAUGACGGGUUUCCAGGACACAUAUUCAGCCUAGUCCUGGACUAGAAAACAUGCUCAAUGGGGAAUUGCCAUUGAAAGUGCUUUUUAGUCCCAGACUAGGCUUAAUCUGUGUCCAGGAAACCGUCCUGUAGAUUUUCUGUCCAUACUGCAUGAAGCUUUCCCUUAAUUCCCUCAGUCUGUAAUGAUGGUGAUUGGUGCAUGCUGCCUUUUUUGCUUGUUUAGACCUUUUAACUCUACAACCCUAUACAACUACACAAAGAAAGGGACCUCCUCUCCUAUAUUUCCAAAUCACCACUGACUUAUUUUGGUAAACUGUACUGGCUAAUUCCCGGUCCCUUUUUUGGGUAAUGUUAGAAUGGAUUGUAAAGUAAAGGUUAUGAAAAUGAUCAUUACAUUAACUUAUCCGUCAUCCACAUUGGUAGUCCAUACAUCUUUUAUUUUCUCUAGAAUGUUUGUUCACUUUUUCAAUGUUGGGAUGUUUUUUUCAUUUUAUUGUGCCAGUUUUCACUAGUUGCACUUCUGUUUUGUUUAGGUAUGUAUUUUUUUUCUAUGUCUCUCCUCCACUAACAUGUGUGAUCAAUGAACCUAGUCUCGUGUCUCUAACAUGCUAACUAUACAGUACAUGCAAAAAAUGUCCUAAACAAAGAACAGGCCUGUGUCAAUUGGUUAGGUACAGAAGGGGCCCUUCCUAUCUUGUCUGUAGUGGAUUCUGUUGUGGUACAUUGAGCACAUGUUGCCUAGUAACAGUAUGGACUUACCAGUACAUAGAGGUAUGAGCAUGCACUGCUGGAAUGUUCACCACCACAUUUUGAAAAUGUCUGUGACCCAAGUUAAUUAACUGUGUCAUAACCCCAGUAAGUGCACCUCGAUUUUUCCUUUUUAGAGAUCGUACGGUAAGUUUACGAUCAUGAUUUAUCCUGAACUCAUAUUAUUGAGAGUACUUCUCUUGCCAUUAUUUUCUUUGCACUUUGUUUUGUCUCUUUCUCUUUUAGAGCAUAGGAAUGUUGCCUUAUUUUGCUAACUUCCGUCUGGUCGCAGAGCUUUCGACUCCUUGUGUGAAUCAGCGGUAGGUAACUUCUAUGCCAAAUAGACUCAUGAACGUGUGCAAACUUGCACACACACACACACAACGUUAACUGGGAAGUAGAGGGAACCUUUUAAAGUAACCAUUUACUGCCCUGAAUGUAUUUGCAGAGGGGCUUUUGUCGUUGGUCGUUUAACCAUUUCAGAAACAGUAUUGACCGUUAAUGUUUAACUACUUAUAGUAAGUCAGACCAGACACACCCAGCUAAAAGCUUGUAUCUGACAGCAUUAUUAGAGACCCAUGUUUCAUACUUAAAUACAUUUUGAGUCACAUACAUUUCCAAUUGUAUAUUAUCCUGAUUUGAAUCCAACAAAGACAAAAUACAGAUGCACUGUUAAAGAAUUGUACUUAAAAUCUUUCAAGUGCUGGGUAUAUAUAGUGCCUUCAGAAAGUAUUCACACCCUUGACUUUUUCCACAUUUUGUUGUUACAGCUUGAAUUAAAAAUGGAUUAAUACAACAAAUCGCACAUCUACACACAAUACCCCAUAAUGACUAAGUGAAAACAUGUUUUUAGAAAUGUUUGCACAUUUAUUGAAAUUGAAAUACAGAUCUCAUUUACAUAAGUAUUCACAAUAAUGUCUAAACAUGUUUUCUCUUUGUCGUUAUGGGGUAUUGUGUGAAGAUGGGUGAGGGGGACAAAAUCUAUUUAAUCCAUGUUGAAUUCAGGCUGUAACACAACAAAAUGUGGAGUAAGUCAAGACGUAGUCCAAUGACUUUUACGAUGUCCCCUCCAUGGUGGGGGAUUGUAGUGAAGUGUAGGGGUACACAAUUUACCUAGGGCUGGUCAUGUGAUACAAGGGACUCUUUCUGAAGGCACUGUAUAUGUGUAAUGUAGGUGACCUUCUGGAACAAUGCCAGUUGAUAUCCAUGACUCCAUUACAAAGUGAGUGAAUCUUCAACUCUUAUCUCACUCUGUCACAUCCAUAACUGUACUAACUGUAUCUAUCUUUCAGCUGGUUCUUUGAAGUGCUUGGUUACCCAAAAAGAUCAUUACCAAAUAUGGUCAACGGCAUUGCCAUGACGGCAUCCUUCUUCCUGGUGAGGAUAGCGGUCAUGCCACUGUACUACAGCCGGAUGUAUGCCGUGUACGGGACGGAACCCUUCUACCGGGUGACUUUUGGUGGCCGCUGUGCCUGGAUGGGCCCCAGUUUCUGUCUAGACAUUAUGAAUGUCAUGUGGAUGCAUAAAAUGGCCCGCGGCUGCAUUGGUGUCCUGCGCUCUCCUGGAAAAGUGAAAGUGGAAAAGAUGCAGAAUGGGAAAGUGCACUGAGGGAUAGAAAAAGGCAAUGAUGGUAUUAUUUUAUUAUAUGUCUGCUUCAAAUGGUUCAUGGACAUUUUUGGAUCAAAUGGUUCAUGGACUGGAAAUGUCUUGAGAGUCCCUAGUAUCUCUUGACCAGCCCUAGGUAAAUUGUGUACCACUACACUUAUUUGCCCAGAAGACUUACAAUUAAACAAGCACGAAAGUCCUCCACCAUGAUGGGAGGGGACAUCGUAAAAGCCAUUGGACUACUUCUCCUCUUGGUCAUUACAGAUAGAGAGUAAGUGAAUGGACUGUGUGGCAUCAUGGAUGGAAACAGACAGACAAAUACUAUUUUCUGCUGGACCCUUUGUUUGUAAAUUGUUGAUGUCCACCAAAAGGUAUUGUGCGUAUUGCCAAAAUGAUAUGAACUGACAUUGAAGAGAAUGGAAAAGGAGCUCACAUAUUUUUGUAAUGUUUAUGAAGCUGUAAAGAUGGCUCUUGCACAAAUAUCAUGAGAUAUAUGUACAAAAAUAACAUAAUUACUAAUUAAAUCUGUGUUUUCACCAGCAUUAGGAUGUAAAAAAUGUAUAUUGAUAGACUCCUACUGAAGUCUCUCUGCUCAGGAGCCUGCUCAUGUUUGGAACAUACAGUAGGCCUAGGAAUUAUUAGUUGUGCAUAUAUUAUCAGGGUAGAUUAAGACAAAACACAGCAAACAUGCCAGAAUGUGUCAUUUUAUCUCUAGAAGGGACCUUACUGAGUGAUGUAUGAUAACAGCCAUAAAAGUGCACUUAUGUCUAACCGACACACACAGUACAACUUCACUCAAGCAGCUUCACACAGUUAACAAAUGACUGAUCAUACUUCACUGUCAAUGUUGAAACAGAGCUUCAUAAUGUAAUGUGAAAAAUGAAUGAUGGUUUCCUGUUGGAUUUCUGGACGAGAAUAUAAUGCUAUUUAUUGUGACAUUUACAGCUAUGGUAAUUUUAAUAUUUCAUUUAAAAAAUGAAUUCUAAUAAUGUAGUCUUCUUUGAGUGAGUGAUUUAUGAACUAAAUGUCCAUACCUGCUUUAAAAGUCUUCAGACCGUUGUCAGAAGACAACACUUGGAUAUGCUGCUCUCUUGUGGAGACAAAGCAGGACUGCAAACAUUGUAUUUCCAUUUUAUCAAGACGAGACAUACUCAAAGAGAGGGUACAUUUUACAUUUUAGUCAUUUAGCAGACGCUCUUAUCCAGAGCGACUUACAGUU
Molecule: messenger RNA, 9816 nt
Organism: Coregonus sp. 'balchen'
Lineage: Eukaryota; Metazoa; Chordata; Actinopteri; Salmoniformes; Salmonidae
Source: the annotation of a GenBank genome assembly